Trichomonas vaginalis G3 is the source of this 351-nucleotide messenger RNA. Its product is annotated as glycine-rich protein family. The transcript has a single exon. The coding region runs from base 1 to 351 and encodes 116 amino acids. Lineage: Eukaryota; Parabasalia; Trichomonadida; Trichomonadidae. The record is from RefSeq and is a predicted model, not a curated record.
AUGUCGUCACACAUUGAUGAAGAAGGCAAUUGUACAAAUGAAGCAUACGUUGCUAUUGCCAAUGGCAACACAAAAUGCAACAAAGUAGGAAGUCGUGGUGGUGCCGGUGGGUACAUAUCUGGAAUUAUUAAAUUAUCUAAGCGUAUCACUGCUUAUGCUACAAUCGGCGGCCGAGGAAUAUACGCGUUUAGUGUUCUUUAUCCUUCUUUUGAUCGCAAUGAUAUGAUUAAAGGCGGUUAUGGAGGAGGAGGUUAUGCUUUUAAUUACUACGAUGGCGGCGACGCUGAUGGUGCGGGAAGUGGCGGAGGUCAAACCGCUGUCAAAUUCCUGGCAAAUGACCUUUGGCACUGA